AUGUCCAGAAUCACCCUGGACAGUCCCUCAAACUUGACAGAAGAUAAGAAAUUCAACCAGGUGGACAGCGAUGCCCAAUGCGGACAUUCUUCCCCGCAUUCCACCAGCCAUUUCAUGCAAUUCUCAACGUGUUAUCAGCUCAUCGGCAACUCUGCCCGCCACCGCCGGGAAUCGGACGACGAUCCGAGCGGAGCUUUCUUCGCCCUCGAUAGACGUGGCCUGGUCUCAGAUGAAAAUUAG
This is a messenger RNA of Penicillium waksmanii, 240 nucleotides long. RefSeq lists its product as uncharacterized. The transcript has a single exon. The coding region runs from base 1 to 240 and encodes 79 amino acids. Lineage: Eukaryota; Fungi; Ascomycota; Eurotiomycetes; Eurotiales; Aspergillaceae. The record is from RefSeq and is a predicted model, not a curated record.